AAAAGUAUAAAAACAAAAAGUGGCUAUAACUUCCUUCUUCACUGACGUAUCAACAAAAGUUAUAGUUUUAAUUUUCUCCAUUUCUUCAUUCUAUUCUUCGUAAUGUGUUCCUAAACGAGUAUUAAUUUAAAAUGUCUGGUGCGAGCGGGUCGGGUGGCUCCGGCGUGGUCCGCAACAGCGCAUUGUCAUUUGUUGCGCCGGCGCAACCUUCACCUGACCAAGAUGUUCCGAGUAAUCUGCAGGACACAUCUAAAGAACAAACGGGACAAGACUGCCUCGUACCAGCCGGCCUCAAAGCGUUGUGCGAUGCAUGUGCCAAGGUGUAUCCCGACCAGCCCAACCCUCUGCAGGUCACCACGAGACUCAAAUACUGGCUGGGCGGCCAAGAUCCCCUGGACUACAUCAGCAUGUACUGGAACCCGGGAAGUCCUGAUGAACACAUACCACCGCACUGGCAUUAUAUUAGUUUCGGUCUGUCGGACCUGCACGGCGACGGGCGCGUGCACCCGGCCGGCUGGCAGGCGGCGGCCGGCUACGGGCUGGAGCUGACGCUGCGGCUGGCCGCGCCGCCGCCGCCCGCCGCGCCGCCGCUGUGGCCCGCCGCGCUGCUGCAGGCGCUGGCCAGAUACGUGUUCGCCACCGGUAACAAAUUCUACGCGGGCGACCACAUCUCGUGGCACGCGCCGCUGGACGGCGGCGGCUCGCGGCUGCGACAUCUGCUGGUGGCGCAGGACCCGCAGCUGCCGCCCACCGAUGGACCCUUCGGCACCGUCAACUUCCUACAGUUGGUGGGGUGCACUGGUCGCGAGCUGCGAGCGGCACAGCGAGGCUCCGGGUUCGAUGUCUUGAAGCUGAUCAGCGAGGACCACAGGUGUGGAGACCCCUGGCUAGUCACGAGGGUCUCGCGACGUGCCUCCGCCAGCGGACUGAAGGGCAGGAGCAAAGGGAGCGACAAGGAAGCCGCACACCUCGCGGGGGUGACCGCGCGGCUACGGUGGCAUCCCUGGACGCCCACACCGAGCGCACAGCCAAGCGAGGGUGUGGAGCCGACGUCCCCGUCCCAGCUGUCCCCGAGCGUGGAACAGCAGAUCAAGGACACGCUACAGCGGGGUCUCACCACUAUGAACACCGACCGCACCGGACCCGAAGGUGAAGGCCACAUGUCGACCGACAGUUUCGAGAUGUCGAGCAUCGAGCGCGCCCUACCGCACGUACCGGAACUAAUGCAGGGUUCCUGGCAAAGCGAGGAUGAUGCCGUGGAGUACCUGGACGGAGUGCAUUUAAUACUGAACCCUGAAGGUGCCAGCUUGUUGCCGCUAGCUAUUGACGGGCGCGUGGCGCACGGGCGGCACUUCACAUACCGCGGCGCGGUCGGCGCGGGCGGCGCGGCCACGCUGCUGGCGCCGGCCGUCGGCGGCGCGCUCACGUCGCCUGCGCGGCCUUACGCAUGCCGCGCCACCUGGCUGCAGAUAUUAAUACCAAAAGACCUGGCGGAGGACAUGUCGCGGCAAGUGGCGGGGCUGUCGGCCCUGGCGGACACCGACUCGGAGUCGGACAGCGGGGACGAGUGCAAGCGAGACAGCGCGCCAGCCCUACCUCUUACUCUAACGUGGCAUAAACACAAGCUGAAGAUAUCCGUGGUGCACGACCACGACUUGUUGUAAUAGAAAUAAUUAAAGAAAUAAUAAUAAAGCAUAAGAUAAGACAUUUACAAA
Galleria mellonella (greater wax moth) is the source of this 1715-nucleotide messenger RNA. It is a transcript of the gene Su(fu), whose product is annotated as suppressor of fused homolog. NCBI's taxonomy places the organism in Eukaryota, Metazoa, Arthropoda, Insecta, Lepidoptera, Pyralidae. Gene Ontology annotation, cellular component: cytoplasm; nucleus. Gene Ontology annotation, molecular function: transcription factor binding. The record is from RefSeq and is a predicted model, not a curated record. The transcript has 12 exons. Bases 132 to 1664 code for a protein of 510 amino acids.